This is a messenger RNA of Wyeomyia smithii (pitcher-plant mosquito), 567 nucleotides long. RefSeq names its product odorant receptor Or2-like. The transcript is spliced from 3 exons. Gene Ontology annotation, biological process: sensory perception of smell; detection of chemical stimulus involved in sensory perception of smell. The coding region runs from base 1 to 567 and encodes 188 amino acids. NCBI's taxonomy places the organism in Eukaryota, Metazoa, Arthropoda, Insecta, Diptera, Culicidae. The record is from RefSeq and is a predicted model, not a curated record. Gene Ontology annotation, molecular function: odorant binding; olfactory receptor activity. Gene Ontology annotation, cellular component: plasma membrane.
AUGCUAAAAGGAGUUACAGCUCAGAUCAUUAUUCACUAUGGAGCGAAGCUGUUCGAAUUGGUAUCGAAAAGAAUUAAACUCAUGGAGCAAAUCGCAGACUCUAACCAACGGGAUUGUGAACUUCGGGAAAUCAUCGAUCUCCAUAAUCUAUCGUUAGAAUACCUGCGUCACAUGGAACACACUCUUAGUUUUUCGUUACUAAACAUAACGUUAAGCUGUUUGAUGAUGUGGUGCCUUAUGUUGUUUUAUAUUUCAAAGAAUUUCAACGGUGCAAACGGUGCCCCUUUGCUCAGUCUUUUCGUAGCACUGCUGGGAGAAAUGACGGUUUAUAGUAUAAAUGGUACCAAUUUGCAAGAACAGGCCGCUAUGGUUGCUGAUGCAAUGUACGCAUACCCGUGGUACAGAGAACCGGUCGCCAUGCAACGGGCGGUAAGAUUCAUGAUCCAAAGAGCGCAACAACCGGCAGGAAUAACGGCUGCAAAAUUUCACUACAUUGAUCUGCAGAGUUUUGGCUCAAUGUUGCAAGCUACUUAUUCUUACUAUUUGAUUCUCAAGGAGAGAUUCUAG